GAAAGUCCAUUCGGUUCUUCCAUUGGAACAUCAGAAGAUUCAGUUAACAAUGUUCUUCACUCAAAUCCUCCACACUGGCCAAAUCGCGCUGUGCGCCUACGGGGCAUACGUGUCCUACAUCGCCAUCCGCAACCUCCAGCAAUACGAAGAGACGAGCAAGAAAGCAGCAAAGUACUCUGGCGAAGCAGAGCAUCAACUCCACAAGACACGAACCACUCAAGCCAGCGGCGCUGUUUGCAUCUUGGCUUCCCUCGUCGCAGCCGUCACGCUGACCGUGGCACCCAACUCCCUGCCUACUUUCGUCAAGUUUGGCAUCUCACCUGCUGCUCUGGUGAUCACUUUGUUUGUUCGUGCUCACGUGUCCAACUUCUGGAAGGGCAAGGCCAAGGUGCCUUUUGUUGAUGGCUAUAAUGAGGCAAUCCAGAAGACUGGAGAGCUCCUGCAGAUUCUUGAGUACCUCGAGUACACUUGGGCCGGAACCGCGCUUGCUAGCGGACUGGUCGGAUACUGAGCAGAAUCCUUUCGUGGAAGUAGUCGGACCGGCCACGGGAGUUUUCAGUGCCAUCUUAUUACCGUCUGCUGAACAGAGAGCUCAACAAGAUAUCGCAACUAUUUUGAGACCGAAAUUAAAAUCCUCAUUUUCCAUCAAGGUGGUGUUGUAUACAGUAGGGUCCAAUCUCGGACCGUACGUCCAUUGUACCAAUUGAGGUAUCACCACACACUUUAGAAUGUCUUUCAAGGGUCUUCCAAUGGUGG
Aureobasidium pullulans EXF-150 is the source of this 756-nucleotide messenger RNA. RefSeq lists its product as uncharacterized. Bases 50 to 511 code for a protein of 153 amino acids. Lineage: Eukaryota; Fungi; Ascomycota; Dothideomycetes; Dothideales; Saccotheciaceae. The record is from RefSeq and is a predicted model, not a curated record. The transcript has 3 exons.